Cricetulus griseus (Chinese hamster) is the source of this 3782-nucleotide messenger RNA. Lineage: Eukaryota; Metazoa; Chordata; Mammalia; Rodentia; Cricetidae. The record is from RefSeq and is a predicted model, not a curated record.
GGGUGCCUUCUCAGUGGUCCGAAGGUGUGUGAAGAAAACAUCUACGCAGGAAUAUGCAGCAAAAAUCAUCAAUACCAAGAAGUUGUCAGCCCGAGAUCAUCAGAAACUAGAGCGAGAGGCCCGGAUAUGCCGACUUCUGAAACAUCCAAACAUUGUGCGUCUCCAUGACAGUAUUUCUGAAGAAGGGUUUCACUACCUCGUGUUUGACCUUGUUACUGGAGGGGAGUUGUUUGAAGACAUUGUGGCCAGAGAAUACUACAGUGAAGCUGAUGCCAGCCACUGUAUACAUCAGAUUCUGGAGAGUGUUAACCACAUCCACCAGCAUGACAUUGUCCACCGGGACCUAAAGCCUGAAAACUUGCUGCUGGCGAGUAAAUGCAAGGGUGCUGCGGUCAAGCUAGCUGAUUUUGGCCUCGCCAUCGAAGUGCAGGGAGAGCAGCAGGCUUGGUUUGGUUUUGCUGGCACCCCAGGUUAUUUGUCCCCUGAGGUCUUGAGGAAAGAUCCCUAUGGAAAACCUGUGGAUAUCUGGGCCUGCGGGGUCAUCCUGUAUAUCCUCCUGGUGGGCUACCCUCCCUUCUGGGAUGAGGAUCAGCACAAGCUAUAUCAGCAGAUCAAAGCUGGAGCCUACGAUUUCCCAUCACCAGAAUGGGACACGGUGACUCCUGAAGCUAAGAACUUGAUCAACCAGAUGUUGACCAUAAACCCAGCAAAGCGUAUCACAGCUGACCAGGCUCUCAAGCAUCCAUGGGUCUGUCAACGAUCCACAGUAGCAUCCAUGAUGCAUCGCCAAGAGACAGUGGAGUGCUUGCGCAAAUUCAAUGCCAGGAGAAAACUGAAGGGUGCCAUCCUCACGACCAUGCUCGUCUCCAGGAACUUUUCAGUUGGCAGGCAGAGCUCCGCCCCCGCCUCGCCUGCCGCGAGCGCCGCCGGCCUGGCCGGGCAAGCUGCCAAAAGCCUAUUGAACAAGAAGUCAGAUGGCGGUGUCAAGUCUUACAGUUGCCACCUCAGGCCUAGCACCUCUCGGCCAGACCAGGGGACAAGGGAGGUCUGGGAGUCAAAUCUGAGCAACGUUGGUGACUCUGGAGGAACUAAACCAUCUGUUUUCUUGUCUCAGCCACAGAGCAACAACAAAAACAGUCUCGUAAGCGCAGCCCAAGAGCCCGCGCCCUUGCAGACGGCCAUGGAACCACAAACCACCGUGGUACACAAUGCUACAGAUGGGAUCAAGGGCUCCACAGAGAGCUGUAACACCACUACAGAAGAUGAAGACCUCAAAGCUGCCCCGCUCCGCACUGGGAAUGGCAGCUUGGUGCCCGAAGGACGGAGCCCCCGGGACAGAACAGCCCCCUCUGCAGGCAUGCAGCCCCAGCCUUCUCUCUGCUCCUCAGCCAUGCGAAAACAGGAGAUCAUUAAGAUCACAGAACAACUGAUCGAAGCCAUCAACAAUGGGGACUUUGAGGCCUACACGAAGAUUUGUGACCCGGGCCUCACUUCCUUUGAGCCAGAAGCCCUUGGUAACCUCGUGGAGGGGAUGGAUUUCCAUAAGUUUUACUUUGAGAAUCUCCUGUCUAAGAACAGCAAGCCCAUCCAUACCACCAUCCUAAACCCGCACGUCCACGUGAUUGGGGAGGACGCAGCUUGCAUCGCCUAUAUCCGGCUCACCCAGUACAUCGAUGGGCAGGGUCGGCCUCGCACCAGCCAGUCAGAGGAGACCCGGGUGUGGCACCGCCGGGAUGGCAGGUGGCUCAAUGUCCACUAUCACUGCUCAGGGGCCCCUGCCGCACCGCUGCAGUGAGCUCAGCCACAGGGGCAUUAGGAGAUUCCAGCUGGAUGUUGAACCUUCACAGCCAGUGACUCUGGAGGGCCUGAGUGACAGCGGCAGUCCUGUUCGUUUGAGGUUUAAAACAAUUAAAUUACAAAGCGGCAGCAGCCAAUGGACACCCCUGCAUGCAGCCCGCCCGCCCGCCCUUCGUGUCUGUCUCUGCUGUACCGAGGUGUUUUUUACAUUUAAGAAAAAAAGGUUGUUUAAAAAAAAAAAAAAGGAAUUCGUACCGUGAUGAGUUUUAAAACAACUGAUAGCCCUUGGGCUUGCGAGAAGGCAGGAGUUUGUGUGACGCUCAUCCAGGCAUGAACAAUGGGCUCACCCACCAGCUUUGAAAGGGUGAGCUUGGCUUCAGGCCCCCAUGAACUCAGGGGGACCAGGCAAGGACUCUUGACAGAGCUUUGGGAGCCAUGGUGUGGUUGCAGCCCCAGAGUGGCCUGAUUACCCCAGGUCUAGAAGUGGACUUCUUCAGAACAUGCAUUGACACCUAGAAUGAUACGGAAGAAAAUGCCGUGGCUAUCAGACCUACUUGGGAGAAAAUGCAGCGCUCCCAGCCUGCUUGCUGUGGAGGCAGCUAAGAAGCAGUGGCCUCAGGACUGAAGGCCUGGACUUUGCUGUGCUGUUCCAGUUAAUGUAGACAGAAAGAGAAUUGGUGCUGCAGAAGUGUGUCCGCCAUGAAGCCGCUGAGAAACCUCGUGUUAGUCUGACAUGCACUCACUCAUCCAUCUCUUUAGGAUGCACAAUGCACGUGGGCCCUGAUACUGAGGCCUGAUUGCUGCAGAUGGGAAGGGGAAGGGGUUGCUACUCUGCUUCCUGUUGGCUUUCCUAACUUAGUAAGGAGAGAUCCAAACCUUGGCCCAGGCUCCUUUUGCCACUUUGGCAGUUCUGUUUCUGUGCUGAUCUGGACCAUCUUUGUCUUGUAUUUUCAUGGUGGUCCCCAUGCUGACCCUCAUCUGGGCGUGGGCCCUCUGCCAAGUGCCCCUGUGGGGUGGGAGGAGUGAGGCAGUGGGAUGAGAGCCGGUGGUGAUUUCUAUGCAUUCUGGCUGCCCUCUGGGCUGCCUCCCUUCUUCCCAUACUGCACGUCCAUCUCUUUCCCUGUGUUUGAGGUUGAACUGACUGCUUGGGUGAGGAGUGUCCUCCCUAAAGAGGCCUCUUUACUGACCACCUGAAAAGUAUAGACUUCCUGCUGGACAAUCUGCAUGGGCAUCACCCCCUCACCUGCAUGUACCCAAAAAAAGGGGUCCAGAGCCAAGGCUUCUACAUUCAUUGUCCCUCUGUGCUCAAGGAGUUCCAUUCCAGGAAGAAAAGAUCUGUACCCUAAGCAGAUAACACAAGAUAAUGGAGGAGCAAUUGGCUUGGUCUUGUUCCCCCACCCCCACCCCAUCAAACAACUGCAUAGUAUCUGCAUGUGUGGGGGGAUAGGUUUCAGCUCCCUGGAUGACCUUCAGGAAGCUGGGAAAAAGAACUACAGGCUUUGGAACCAGCUGAGAAGAGAACAAGCUCAUGGGUGCUGGUGCUUGAAUUUAGCCAGGCUCCUCAAGCACCUUCUGCAUGCCUCAGACCCUGGACCCUAGCCCCUUUCUGCCCUGCAGCCUGCAGUGCCAGCCUACAGAUCCCUUCACCACAGGGUUUGGUUUUGCUGGCUUGAAGACAACAAAUGGUCUUAGAGCUCAUUGAGACCCAUAGCUUCAUAUGGCUGCUCCAGCCCCACUUCUUAGCGUUCUUACUCCACUUCUGGGGCUAAUGUCAGCAUCUAUAGACUAUUAAUAGACUAUUUAAAAAAAGAAAACAAACAAACCACCUUUUAAACAGGAAAUGGAAGGCAUUUGAUGCAGAACUUUUGCAUGAUGACUUAGAAAUAAUUUAAAAAUUAGUGUUUGUUCUGAAUGUUGGUAGUCCCUUCCUAGCUUUGUUACAAUGGAACCUUGAAGAUAUUUAAUAAAAUAACCUUUAAACAGUC